Spizellomyces punctatus DAOM BR117 is the source of this 587-nucleotide messenger RNA. RefSeq lists its product as uncharacterized. Gene Ontology annotation, cellular component: mitochondrial large ribosomal subunit. The record is from RefSeq and is a predicted model, not a curated record. Gene Ontology annotation, biological process: translation. The coding region runs from base 42 to 407 and encodes 121 amino acids. Gene Ontology annotation, molecular function: structural constituent of ribosome. The transcript is spliced from 3 exons. NCBI's taxonomy places the organism in Eukaryota, Fungi, Chytridiomycota, Chytridiomycetes, Spizellomycetales, Spizellomycetaceae.
AGCAUAACCUUGCCAUUUUUAACACACCAUUAUAAAGCAUAAUGGGUAUGACUGGGAUCAUUACCGGCCUUUGCCGAGGGGCAACAAGGGGAGUCAUGUCGGCAAAGCAAGGGAAUAAGAAUUUCUACAAGGGAACGGGGAGCGGACGAAUGGGGCGAUGGACAGCACGAGGACGCUUCAUCCUCGAACCAUGGAGGUUUCGUUCCUGGGAGAUACCAGAUCUGUCAACAUGUGAGCUCAAGCCUUACGUUUCAAAGAACGCCGAUAAGUACCUCAGACGAAGUCAUACGUUUCGAGAUUACUUUCGGCCAAAAAACAUUCCAGAGGACAUGGAUCCAGUAUUGGCAGAUCGGUGCAGAAUCAGGGCAUUGCAAGCAUAUAACAGAGUAGUGGCCGCGAAGCCGUGAGAGGGUACUUGAAAGUGCGGGAUUUGCAGUAGUUUUUAUUUUGAGUGGAGUAUUGUUUGAAGACUGGUUAAUAAUGCUAUUCACGUCGCUACGGCGACCCUUACAAAGUUACACUCCUCUCCCAUGCUAUAAUUACGCAUAACGACUAAACGAAUAUACUGAGAACUGAUGGUAGAUACA